Messenger RNA from Tilletiaria anomala UBC 951, 2016 nucleotides. RefSeq lists its product as uncharacterized. Gene Ontology annotation, biological process: regulation of DNA-templated transcription. The coding region runs from base 1 to 2016 and encodes 671 amino acids. Gene Ontology annotation, molecular function: RNA polymerase II cis-regulatory region sequence-specific DNA binding; DNA-binding transcription factor activity, RNA polymerase II-specific. NCBI's taxonomy places the organism in Eukaryota, Fungi, Basidiomycota, Exobasidiomycetes, Georgefischeriales, Tilletiariaceae. The record is from RefSeq and is a predicted model, not a curated record. The transcript has a single exon.
AUGAGUCAUAUCCUUGCUAAUCACCGCGAGGACACUCAGCUGCUCGGUGACGGACAGUCGCACCGGCUCGCGGGCCGCUUCAGCAACCCUGCUUCUGCCUCUCCCGCUACCACCACCACCAUCGCUACCCCGACCCCGUCUGCCCCUUUCAUCCCAUUCAGUAUUGGAGGUGACGAGCAGACGACGGCAGCAACCAAGCAGCAACAGCACCCUCUGCCACCCGACUCGUCUUCCACGCUCAGAAUGAUCAGUGGCAGUAUCUAUGGACCGUCUGCUAGCGUCGCCAGCGCUGCUGGUGCUCGUCAAGCUCAAGGCGACGGCCCAGACCACUUCAGCGCCUUUCUCCAUUCGCCACAGGCCCAUUCGUCCCCUCGGUCCCCCGCAUCUGCUCGUGACUUUUCACCCGAGUUGAGGGAGAUGUCGCCAGAUGUCCUCUCCCCUGUGGCUACGACGCCAGACGAUCACGAUAUCCCUGAGACAGACCCCGAUAGGACCCUAGUAUCCGCUGCGAACGGCAAGGGGCAGCAAAGUGACGACUCCGACUGGACCAAGUACUUUCAUCAGUCUCUCCUAUCUGGUGGCAUCAUCGGCGACGCCACCGCCAAGGGCGACGCUCCCGUUUUGGGCCAAGCCGACUGUACAGACCAUAUGGCCGACUUUUUCACGCAAGCCCAGGCAUACUUUGCUGGUCACACGAUCCAGGUCACCCCUCCGACGGCCACAGCGGAUGGCAAGGCAUCCGCCACUGCCGCUUUUUUUGAGCAAGCCAUCGUCGCCUCGCCAUUGGCCAUGAUCUCGCCAUCAAGCGACUCCUCGCCUCCGGACACGGUCGACUUCUUUACUUCCCACCAGCUGGGACCUGGUGCACUCUUUGGCCCGCGCUCGACUUCUCUCGGUGCUGCAUCCAGCGACUACGAAGUUCGUCGCUCGUCGAUCGGCUCGUCGGACAGCUCGCUGACCACACCGCCAUGGACAGGCGCGUCGUACCAUUCGCCUGUCGGCCUACCGUCGCUUGACACAUUCUCACUCGGCACAAGCGCUGGCACGGAGCACAACGUCAUGCCCGGCAGCAACCCAGCUAACGACGUGAUGAUGGUCAACGGCUGCCGCACCGUCUUCCAGAUGAUCGUCGACGGCCACGCGCCCGAGCUGGUUGAUGACUUUGUCGGCAAGCUCUAUUCUGUCACCGGUCAGAUGGUACCCACGCGCAUUUUCCUCGAAGCACAAGAAGAGAAGAAGCGUCGGCUCUGGAGUCAAAGCAACACGAGCGUUAGCUCGUUCAACAGCGACAGCGCUUCGAGCAGCGACAGCGACGAGGCCGUCGUCGCCCGGCGCCCAGUCGUUAAUCAAAAGUCUACCGCCUCGUCUGCCGCGUCCACCACCACAUCGUCACUCGACUCGUCCGUCGGCAUCUCACCGUACGCCACCAGCCUGCGCCCGCCAUCGCAGCUGCAUCACCCACAGCCUCCGCGUCCCGUCACUAUCGCGGCCGCAAGCGUAAUGGCAGCUGCAGCAGCGACGACCGGCACGUCUGCAGCCGCUCCACCCAAAAGGAAGAGCGCAUCCUCGACGACAACGGCUGGUCGCCGCGGACCUUACGCCAAACGCGGCGUCGGACGCGGCGGCAGCGCGAAGAAGCGCUUCGCGUGCGAGGUGUGCCACAAGCAGUUUGAUCGCGCGUUCAACCUCAAGACGCACAUGGCGACGCACGACACGGUGCGCGACAAGCCCUACCUCUGCCCGCUCACCGGCUGCCGCAAGGACUUUGCGCGCAAGCACGAUUGCCAGCGUCACUUCCGCACUAUCCAUGUCAAACGCGGCGAGGCGAGCCUGGCGAUGCUCGACCUCAUCGUCAACCUACACGGUGAUGAUGACGACGACGACGACGGCGACGGUCAGCACGACACUCUGUUCAAUAACGACAACAUCAGCAAGGAUGCGGAUGCACAUACCGAUGAAGACGAAGACGAUGAAGAAGGAUUCGAAAAGGACACGAUGUCCGUGUCAUUCAAUUGA